CUGCUCAUCGACAGUUAUCACUCUCACUCAGGUGUGUUAAUUUGAAUAUGAAAAUCAAUUUUAAUGGUUCUUUGUUUUCAGAUGAAAGUCCACAACCGCUCACCGAAGAAGCCAUUUUUGUCGAAAUCAAAUUAAAUGGAGGAAUCGUCGCUCAAAAUGAAAGUCCCAAACUGCCGUCAAAAGAAGGCUCAUUUGGUCGCUAUCCAAAUCAACGGAGGAACUGUCAUCCUCGAAAAGUCGACUGGAAUCGUGAACACCCCGAGAUCCAAACUCCAACUGACACCGUCUCCUCUCAAUAUGAAAUGAUGAAGACUAUCUUGGGUUAUCAAUGUUUAUGGAUUCGAGGAAGUCACCAACACAGGAACACUAAGAAUUUUCUAUGAAAGGCAGCUCAAAGUCGCCUCGUCAGUUCAAGGAAUCCAUCUCAUGUCGCCUUCACCGUUGUUCGUGCUGGUCAACAGGGAUGCUGCUCCAAGAGCAAUUAA
This is a messenger RNA of Caenorhabditis angaria, 485 nucleotides long. Lineage: Eukaryota; Metazoa; Nematoda; Chromadorea; Rhabditida; Rhabditidae. The record is from the annotation of a GenBank genome assembly.